Molecule: messenger RNA, 2134 nt
Organism: Trematomus bernacchii (emerald rockcod)
Lineage: Eukaryota; Metazoa; Chordata; Actinopteri; Perciformes; Nototheniidae
Gene: miip
Product: migration and invasion inhibitory protein
Exons: 9
Coding region: 96-1304 (402 amino acids)
Biological process (GO): negative regulation of cell migration; negative regulation of G2/M transition of mitotic cell cycle
Source: RefSeq, a predicted model, not a curated record
CUCUGGUUGUUUAAAUCACAGAAGAGUUUUUUGCUCUUUGUUUCACUCUCAAUGAAUUAGAUAAACUUGCUUUAACGUCGUAUUAUAUUUAAAGAAUGUCCUCCACAGACCGAGUGGACAUUUUAAGAGAGCUUAACAAAGACUUGUUGAACCAGUUGAAGCAGCAGAGAAAGAAACUGGAGCGGCUGAGCGGCUGCAGGCAGAGCCGCAAGAGGGAGAGAGAGGACGAGGCUGGGGAGACGAGAGACCCCGAGGAGAGGAGAGACCCCGAGGAGAACCGGACCCUGACCCGGGGAGGCCAGGGCUCUUCCCGGGCAGGCCUCGCCAAACCUACCGUGAGAUUUUCCGAUACAUGUGAGAGACGGAUAGGCACCCAGAGCUCUGUUUCAACACCGUCUUGUACCUCCAAAUACAAAAAAGAGACUGCUCAACAUACAACAUCAUCAGACCUUUUCAAGGACAGCAACAACGUUCAUCCUCUGGUCCACAGCAGGCUGCAGGAUAUGAGGCCAGCCAUCACCAAGUCCAGUCUCGUAAAUCACAGCAAAGAACAGGGGGAUGUUCAGAGUCGCGUCACAUUUCAGUCUGAUGAAUACGAAGAGAUAUCUGCCUCAGACAGGCAUCAUUUGCAGCCUUUGCUGGGAUAUGACUGGAUAGCAGGAGUCCUGGAUGCUGAGGACUCCUUGAUAGAGCGUUCUGACGAGUUCUUCAAUGACCUACGCACAUUUCGAUCACUAAAUAAAGACGACUGUGUCCACAGCCCACAAGCAGAAUUUCCUGAGGAGUACCAAUCGGUCUUGCCACCGCUAACCAACAAACACGGUCCAGAGGCCAGCACUGACACUCAUCAAUGUACGUUCUCUUACAGAAUUAACAGCAGACUGUUCCCCGUCCCACUUCACUCUAAGGAGAGCUGCCCUGUGUGCAAAGAGCUCAAAUCCUCAAAUCCUCACACUACUGCUGAUCCAGCUCUCAUCAGGGUCAGCAUCCCUCGCUCCACCCUCUUGCCUCCUUACAGAUACAAAGCUCAUCGCCGGUGCAGUUUUGACCCCUCUGAUAGUGUUGGGUUACCUUCGCACUGUCUCUCAGGCUGGUCCAACACAGCUCAGAGCAUGCUGCCCCCCCCCAGCAGCCUCGAUCUGCGGAGCAGUCUCGUUACGUCAGAGAACAAGGAACUCGAGGAUCUCUCUUCACACAAAGUGUCCGAAAACCAGGUCUCCGAUGUGUCUCGCUUGGCUCGUCACAACUUCCAACACUUCUCCUCCAAAAGAAAACUAGGAAGCACAUUUUACCCUUUGCACUGACAGACAAUCAAAGGCUAUUUUGAAGUGAUUAUAAAAGUUCCUGUUAGCCAUUUGUCCCCACCCAAAACUAUUUCUGAACUAUUUGCUCAUGUAUUAUUCUUCAAUAUGAAACAAACAAACAGUGAUUUAAAAGGGAAUGAAACGACAGUAGUAAGUGCUUUCUCUUUUAAAUAGAUUCAUUUAAAACAUGUUUUUCAAAUAUGUCAGGUGCUGAAAUGUAAUGAGUUAGAGAUGGAAAUUCCAUGUCAUGUGACUAAUUACAAGCCAGUUUACCAGUAAAUGGAAAUGCGUUUAUAUAGCUCUACUUUUACAAUAAUAGGCCAACAUUCACACACACUCACACCAAUAGCUAUGUCUUUAAAAGCCAUCUGGGGUUUAGUGUAGUUCCCAGAGACACUUUAACAUGCUGACUGGCAGUGAUCAAACCGCUGAUCUUCCAAGUUGGGACAGAAUUAGACUCUACAUGUGAGUGUCAGCAGUUUUGUGAAGGUGAAGCAACAGCUCAUAAUGUUACCCCACAGUGCAGACUGUUUAGAAUGGCACAUGAACAAAUCAUUGUGAGUCCUCUCUGUUGCCCUUUCCAGCUGUUUGCUUUGGCUCCCAGGUUCACACAUACUUCUGUUUCUAACUUCCUUUGACACUUCCUGACUGUCAGACAGAAGCAUGAUUUACAGGAAACCCCACCAACCUAUACCUAAAGUCUGUAGCAAUCCCACUUACGACACAUCAGAUUUUCCAAUGUGUGUCUUGCAGUCUUACAUAUUUGAAGAAUUAAGUAUAUGUGUUUGGACACGUUGAAUGAAACAAAAUAAACGUCCAAGUAAAGGAAA